Messenger RNA from Acinonyx jubatus (cheetah), 6233 nucleotides. RefSeq names its product nuclear receptor binding SET domain protein 2 (gene NSD2). NCBI's taxonomy places the organism in Eukaryota, Metazoa, Chordata, Mammalia, Carnivora, Felidae. The transcript has 9 exons. Gene Ontology annotation, biological process: regulation of DNA-templated transcription. The record is from RefSeq and is a predicted model, not a curated record. Gene Ontology annotation, cellular component: nucleus; chromatin. Gene Ontology annotation, molecular function: histone H3K36 methyltransferase activity. The coding region runs from base 42 to 1961 and encodes 639 amino acids.
AGGGUCCUCUUUCUGUCGAGAAGAUUGCAAAGUGUGUCAAGAUGAAGCAGGCACCGGAGACCCUUGGCAGCACGAACGGGAAGACCCAGAACUGUGAAGUGAAUCGUGAAUGUUCCGUGUUCCUCAGCAAAGCCCAGCUCUCGACCAGUCUACAGGAGGGGGUCAUGCAGAAGUUCAACGGCCACGACGCACUUCCCUUUAUCCCAUCCGAGAAGCUGAAGGACCUGACGUCCCGUGUAUUUAAUGGCGAACCUGGUGCUCAUGAUGCCAGACUGCGCUUUGAGUCCCAGGAAGUGAAGGCGCUCGGGACGCCACCCAGCACCACCCCCAUCAAAAACGGCUCUCCGGAGAUUAAGCUGAAGAUCACCAAAACGUACAUGAACGGGAAACCUCUCUUUGAAUCUUCGAUUUGCGGGGACAGCGCUGCUGCCGUGUCCCAGUCGGAAGAACACGGACAAAAACCGGAAAAUAAGGCCAGAAGGAACAGGAAGCGGAGCAUAAAGUACGACUCCUUGCUGGAGCACGGUCUUGUUGAAGCAGCGCUGGUGUCCAGGAUCUCGAGUCCCUCCGACAAAAAGGUUGCGGCUAAGAAAGAGUCCUGUCCAAAUACUGGCAGAGACAAAGACCACCUGUUGAAAUACAGUGUUGGCGACUUGGUGUGGUCCAAAGUGUCCGGUUACCCUUGGUGGCCGUGCAUGGUUUCCGCUGACCCACUCCUUCACAACUACACCAAACUUAAAGGUCAGAAAAAGAGUGCACGCCAGUAUCACGUACAAUUCUUUGGUGAUGCCCCAGAAAGAGCUUGGAUAUUUGAGAAGAGCCUUGUAGCUUUUGAAGGAGAAGGACAGUUUGAAAAAUUAUGCCAGGAAAGUGCCAAGCAGGCACCCACGAAAGCUGAGAAAAUUAAGCUGUUGAAACCUAUUUCAGGGAAAUUGAGGGCCCAGUGGGAAACGGGCAUCGUUCAAGCAGAAGAAGCUGCAAGCAUGUCUGUGGAGGAGCGGAAGGCCAAGUUCACUUUCCUCUACGUGGGGGAGCGGCUUCACCUCAACCCUCACGUAGCUAAGGAGGCAGGCAUUCCUGUGGAGGCUCCGCCUCUGGGACCCAUGGUAGAGCCCUCAGGAGUCCCCGAGGAAGCUGCUGCUGACCCCAAGUCCAUGCGAGAAGAGGGCGUUCCCAUCAAGAGAAGGCGGAGAGUGAAGCUGUCUAGCUCUGCCGAAAACCGAGCGGGUGACCCUGGGACAGUACAGAGUACUCCUCAAAAGAUGGCAGAGGCCGACCCCAAGAGAGGAGUCGGGUCUCCUCCUGGGAGGAAGAAGGCCACGGCCUCCGCUCCACGAAGCAGAAAGGGAGAUGCGGCAUCCCAGUUUCUGGUCUUCUGUCAGAAGCACAGGGAUGAGGUGGUUGCAGAGCACCCGGACGCCUCGGCCGAGGAGGUCAAAGAGCUGCUCGGCUCCCAGUGGGACAUGCUCAACGAGAAGCAGAAGGCGCGCUAUAACACCAAGUUUGCCCUCGUGGCCUCUCCCCAGUCUGAAGAAGACUCCGGUAACGUAAAUGGGAAAAAAAGAAAUCCCAAGAGGACACAGGACCCUCCUGAAGACGUUGAAAUUGAAGACGCACCCAGGAAAAGACUCAGGACCGACAAGCACGGUCUCCGGAAGAGAGAGACGGCGAGUGACAAGACGGCCCGAGCAGGUUCUUGCAAGGCCACGGAGGCCGCCACCUCGCUGAAGAGCCAGGCAGCAACGAAACACCUGUCUGACGCAUGCAAACCACUGAAGAAGCGAAAUCGGGCGUCUGCAGCAGCGUCGUGCGCUCCUUUUAGCAAAAGUUCAUCUCCUUCUGCGUCCCUAACUGAGAAUGAGAACACACAGAAGCAGAGUGACAGCUCUCUGAGGCUGUUCCCACCCUUGUAUCAUGACAUCUGGACUUCGUCAUCAAAUCUAAAGUCUUUGCCACUCUAAAACCAAAACAAAAAAACAGCCUCAGAACGCAAGCGUAGCACUUUUUGUCCAGAGGGGGCUCUGGAUUCCCGAUUCUAGUGACUACCCGAGGAGCUUCUAUUCCAGUUUUAAUUCCUUGUUGUUUUGUUUCCUGGGGGCCUCUCGUCCUCACUGUAGACAGGAGGCCUGUUUUUAGAACAUUUAUGAGGACUUGCUAACUUUGGGCUUUUUCGAACAAGGUAGUAGCCCCUCGCCCUGUUGGGUGACAAGGUGGCCCUUGUGACCCAGCCCCUGCCACGGUCACUGUCUCUCAGCCUCGGCUGCUUCCUCCCUUUAGACGAGGGGGCCCUUCCCCUGUGAGGUGUCCUCGGGGGCCCAGGCAGCGGGCAGUCUGAUGGGGUGCGGGUGCAGGGAGCCACCCGGAGAGGGGUCUUCUCUGGGGACUCAACACCAGUAGCGGUGGGGGCUGCUCACGCGCGCGGGACUGGAACUUUCUUGCCAUCUGAUGUGCGCAGGGGACUAGACCUCUCUUCUGUUCGGGCACGUUCACGAAAAUGCAGUAGGCACUCACUAACCUUCCAGGGGGCUUAUUGAAACGUGGAAGAGACCAAUUCUAUACAGAUUUUUUUUCCUUUUUCCUUUUUUCUUGUCGGAAUUAUGAUUAGUAUGUAAAGAACUUUUAAAAAUGAGGAUUCCCAUCCCAAAGAAAAAGAAUGCUAAAAAUAAAAAGUUUCAGGUCCGUAGAUCCCUUUUGCUUCAAGUCGGCUUUUAUAUGUAAAAAGAUUUUUAAUGGGUUUGUUUUUUUUUUUUUUUUCUGUCAUCGCAUUCUGAUCCACCAUUCAGUUGAGUUUUUACUUACACCCUCGUCAGAUCCAAUCAAAGGCAAGGCGCUGAGGCUGCUGAAAUCUUCUCUGUCAUUCCUGGUCAGAAGCUGUACAAGUCAGAGGCCUGGGCUCGGGGGGCCCCCUGGCCCAGGGCAGGGAGGUGCGGCGGGGGGUGGGGGGUGGGGGCGGGGAGCGGGGGGUGGUUAGGGUCGGGCAGCCUGACUCUCGUUGUAACCAGGGUGAGCGUGGUCUUCCCGGUUUAGACAUUUGUUCUGAACUCGGGGAGACUUAGAGGAAGCAUUUUAUAAUCAGUAGACUUAACUGAUUCUUAAUUCUUUGGAACUUUAGAAGUGGUUAGUUUAUUAAUUAUGUUUAUAUUCUAUAUUAACUACAUUAUAAUCCUAUACCUUCCUGCAUUUUGAAGGCGAUACAUAGUUCCCAUCACGUGCGUUCAGCUCCUUAUACAACAACGUUUAAACCACCAGGCCUUUGAUGUCAGGCCACUUCUGCGUGGCUUGCAGAAGCCUUCCGUUAGAGUUAAUUUUCACAGGAUUACGUUGUUCAUUAAAACCACUUCGGGUGAACGAAAAGCCUUGUCUCUUAUGUGUUGACGCUCCAGAGCCACAGCACGCGUUCAUGGCGUAUUUGUGCUGGCCGCCUUCGGGAGCAGGAGGCGCAGUGCGUGUUACAGAAGCACCGUGCAGACCUGGUCCGGGGGCGCAGGGAGUCAGGCCCCGUGGGGCUGCGGUCUGCGCUGACCGGCCCUUCCUCGGGCCACGCACCCGUUGCUGUUUCUCCUUCCUACUUUUGUCACCCUUGAUUGGAAUAAGGGCUUGCCACAGAGCUGGUGUUUCAAGAUCUCUUAGGUCACUCGUGCUUUAAACUUUUCUCGAAAAAGGUAAACGUGGGAAAUAAAAACUUAUAUCGGAAGGACUGCUACCAAGUGCUUCAUUGCCCUGAUGGUGAGACGAUGAAGAGAAUAGACGGAGAUCGCACGCUUGCGUGACAAAGGCCUGUGAGGGAGUUGAUGUGACUUAAGUGUCUUGUAACCUCGUUUCUUAUUCCCUUAGUAGAGCAAAUUCUUAUCUUUUUCGCCUUCGCUGGUAACAGCUUUUACGGGAGCCCACAUCAGCCAAGUUGGAUGUGAACCCAGCUGCCCCGUACCGCACUUAAAUGCUGUAAUAUUCCAGAUGCCUGCUGCAGGUGGCACGUCCACGCACUCACUCAGUGACACUCGUACCCCAGUCAUUUUAUGGAAGAUGUGCGAUAAUCUGUUUUCACUGGUAUUAAUAACACACACAAUGAAGAGAACAGAUAACAAAUUUUAAGACCAAGGUAAGAUGCCCAGGCAAGGCCAUUUACCCGAUCCCGCUCAUCUCACGAUAGAGGCACACUCCUCCCGCAGCGGUCCGUGUAGAUGUCAGGCCGAAGGGACGCCCGCCACACGGGGCUGCCCUGGGCCUGCGACGAGGACGCCACGCCGAAGGGGCUGGCCUUGCUCGAGGCCACCCUCGUCCUCUGGCUCAUGACUUACCGAGUCUGUACCGAACACUGCCGGUGCCCGCACCGCCGGAAAGAGAGCGAGCCGCACACAGUAGGAGGAGCCCGCGUCAGCUGCCCCGUUGCCAGCUGGAAUGCACUCAGCACUGUAGACACGAAACCGCUUUCCAACACCGAAGGCAGGAAGGGUUUCGUUUCUGUCCUUUUUUUACUACACAGUUUUACUAUGACACUAGACACAGUGAAUUUGUAGGAAGAAUCUCAUUUUCAGUAUCCUACGAGCCAUUUAACUCUCUUGAUGCAGCGACCAGUAUCUUGGGGAUACCUCGAUCAGGUUAUUUACAACCACCGCUUAAUCGGUUGCUUUUGUAGGACGUCAGCUGUCACAUUAAAUGACUGGGUGUUGGGUGUCGCCCGCUGUCCUACCCCGGGGCGUCCGCAUGCCUGCAUGGAGGGGCACAGGCCACACUUGCCCCUCAGCUCCCGGAGGCAGGACUGCUGUUGACGUUACCGUGUUAGGAGCCCUCGGUCAUUCCCAGCACACUCUUCACACGCGUUCUACCUUUAAUGGAAGCUUCUGACUAAUACUUGUGUUCUAACCGUUAAGUACUGUAACGCAUGUAAAACACUUGGGGUACCUGACGCCUUGCAGGGACUCGGUGGUUCGCUAUUGUGACAAUAAUGGUUAUAACAAUAAAAACAAUAAAAUCUCCAUCAUUCCAUUUUUAUCCCAAAGUAUAAAUUCUGCUCUGGCAUGAAGAGCUCUCCUCCUGCCUGCCCCGUGCACGUGGGGGUCGAGUGGCAGACGCUGGGUCUGAGGAGCACGGCCGGGCGCUAGACUGUGGCCGAGCGCUGGGCGGGUGGCUCUGCUCGGACGCGGCCGGAGGCCCGGACGUGAGUGUGGGCAGGGCUGGCGGAGAACUAGUUACGAAAUUGGAAAGUGCGAAGGAAGGUCGCGUAGGAGUGGCCCGGGUCAGGAAACUGUCGCAAGCAGGGUCGAGCCCGUUUGAAACUGUAGCGCGGUGACUUUUGCGUAGGUGGCCGGCCGGCUCCCAGCCCGCGCCGGGGGCACCAGAGGUCAGCCGGAGAGCGGGGGCUUUCCUCCCCGUUGAGGCGCCUGCCGGGAUGACGGGCCCAUAUGUCCGCUGAGUGGCGUCAGCCGAGGACACGGGAGGGUGUGGGGUGGGGCAGGGAUGGGGGUCACGCGGUGUUCCUCCACCCGGGAAGGCACCGCCCCCCACCCCCGCCCCGAGGAUGUCGGGAAGUGACCAGGCGGCCGACCAGGCAGUGGCAGGUGUGUUCAGCUCCUGCAGGAGGCAGACGGUCCCGCGUGGGGCAGAGCCGUCCCGCUCCAGAUGGCAGCAGCGGUCUUGCUGGGGAACGCUCCCACCCGCGGCUCUUCCUGAAGGUGAGUGGACAGGGCUCCUGUUCUGAAAAGAGCUCAGGAGGCAAGGAAGGUUGUCUGCCACGAUACACAUCCAUUAUGCUACUAACCGAACAUAAAUUCCCUCACUUCGUAAAGAGAUCAGGACAACACCGAACACGUUCUCGUCUUGCCGUUUGAACCGCUUGUUGUGGAGGUGACUGUUCUUGUACAUAGAACCGCUGUUAACGGCCCCACUUAAUGGCUGCAGGCCAUCUUCCUACUCCAGGCUGGUGCCUGGUCAGGGGCGGUAGCUACGAGAAGGAGCACAAGGCAUUCGGAAGAGGUGAAACCUGUCGGAAUAGAUAAAAGUUGAGGUGGUCGCUGUUCUGAGACUGGAAGUUUCCCGCGAUGAUAGAGGUCGCGUGCAGUAUGUGCACCUGUCGGCAGUAGAGGUUCCCGUUCUGUUGAUGCACCUGUUAGGGGCUUCUGUCUCCCAGGUGGGCCUCCCUCCAGAGUUAAUACAAGAGUUAAACGUCUGCCUCUGAUGGUGAUGGGUUUGGGUGCAUCUCCACACCCUCUCUGUAAUUGUGUCUGUUACAUCUC